Messenger RNA from Labrus mixtus (cuckoo wrasse), 1852 nucleotides. RefSeq names its product radial spoke head component 4A (gene rsph4a). Gene Ontology annotation, cellular component: radial spoke; axoneme. The record is from RefSeq and is a predicted model, not a curated record. NCBI's taxonomy places the organism in Eukaryota, Metazoa, Chordata, Actinopteri, Labriformes, Labridae. The coding region runs from base 203 to 1762 and encodes 519 amino acids. The transcript is spliced from 7 exons. Gene Ontology annotation, biological process: cilium assembly; axoneme assembly; cilium movement involved in cell motility.
UCUGUUACAGUAACCAUAGCAACCAGCGGAGUUUGGCACUACACCAUUAACUGUUUCCCCCGAAUGAACUAAAACAUGUUUACUGCUAGCUGUACAGACGUGUUACACUUCUUGUAGCCUUCUGUGUCAUAUCUCAAAGUGACGGUCAGUGCUCAGACAGGAGAUUUAGAGACGAAUGAUAUUUAAACGAAGGUGAGGAACUAUGGAAACUGCGGACGGAAACGACAGGAGUGAACAGAGUCUAGAGGCAGCUGCAUCCUUCAAAUCCUUCAUGUUGAAAAACAGCACGAAAAGCAACAUGAACCUCUAUGACCACCUCACUCGGCUGCUGAUGAAGGUGAUGGAUGAGCGUCCACAGAAUGUGGUGGAUGUAUGCGAGGAUAUGAGCCUUGAUGUGAAACAGGGAUUGUUUGAACCCAAGCAGAGCACCCUGAGAGACCUUCCACAGACUACAGCCGCUGAGCUGCUGGCUGAGCAGCAGCGGGUGCUGUUUACUCGACCAGAAGAGACGGAUCAGGAGGAGGAACUGGUGGACACACCUAUUCCCAAUGUGAGUGAGAUUGGGUUCUACCUGGAGCAGGCCGGGGUUGGUCUGGGCAGAGAGGAGAUGCAGAGGGUCUUCCUCGCUCUCAAGCAGCUUGUUGAGGUGCAGGCAUUGAUGCGUUGCCGAUUCUGGGGCAAGAUUCUGGGAACAGAGAGGAGCUACAUCAUCGCUGAAGCCGAGUACCGAGAGGGGGAGGAAGAAGAAGAAGAAGAGCAGAGCGAAGAUGUAGCUGAGGAAGAGGAGAGAGAGGCAGAGAGCCAGGAGAAUGAGGUGGAUCCGCCGCCCCCUUCGUCCUUUAAGCCCCCGCCCGUAGUCCAAAAAGAGGUCAUAGGAACAGGUGCUAACAAGUAUGUGUACUUUGUGUGCACUGAACCUGGUCUCCCCUGGGUGAAGCUCCCGCCAGUCACUCCUGCUCAGAUCACCAUCACACGCCAAAUCCGUAAAUUCUUCACUGGAAAGUUGGACCGCCCCGUUGUGAGCUACCCACCUUUCCCCGGCAAUGAAGCCAAUUAUCUCAGGGCGCAGAUUGCUCGUAUCUCUGCUGGAUCACAGGUCAGCCCUCAGGGCUUCUUUCAGGCCGGAGAGGAGGAGGGGGAUGAGGAGGAAGAGGCGCCCCGAGACAGCUGCGAAGUGAAUCCUGACUUUGAGGGCAUUCCAGUUCCUGAGAUGUCUGAGUCCUUAUCCACCUGGGUCCACCACGUUCAGCACAUCCUCCAGCAGGGCCGCUGCUCCUGGGUCAACCUGUCUGUAAAAGCAGAAGAAGAAUCUCCUGAGGAGGAAGAAGCAGAGGAGAGGGAAGAGGAGCCCGAUGAAGCUGAGCCAGAAGUUGGACCCCCUCUGCUCACUCCCCUCUCACAAGAUGCAGAAAUGUUCAAUACGCCUCCCUGGAGCUCAAAGAUGUCGUCCAUUCUCACCAGUCAGCAUGCGAUCGCUGUUCUGCGCUCUAACCUCUGGCCGGGGGCUUACGCAUAUGCUACUGGAAAGAAGUUUGAGAACUUCUAUGUUGGAUGGGGUCUGAAGUAUGGUGGGGAAGGGUACAGCCCACCUGUCCCCCCACUGCCACAGAAAGAAUACCCAAGUGGACCAGAGAUCACAGAGUCCCUGGACCCGUCACUGGAGGAGGAGCAGGCCCUGAAAGAAGCUUUAGAAGAACAGCAGGCUGCGCAGGAGGAGGUGGAGGAUUCAGAUGAAGCGGAGGAGGAGGAGGACAAUGACUGAAAAAAAACAUUUGACAGAUUUCAGUUCUGUUUUGUUUGUCAAGUAUUUAUUUGUAAGUCAUGGCCAAAUAAAUCUGUUUACUCUGCAAAA